Messenger RNA from Fibroporia radiculosa, 2964 nucleotides. RefSeq lists its product as uncharacterized. The transcript has 10 exons. Gene Ontology annotation, biological process: DNA replication; double-strand break repair via break-induced replication; mitotic DNA replication initiation. NCBI's taxonomy places the organism in Eukaryota, Fungi, Basidiomycota, Agaricomycetes, Polyporales, Fibroporiaceae. Gene Ontology annotation, molecular function: single-stranded DNA binding; ATP binding; single-stranded DNA helicase activity. Bases 1 to 2964 code for a protein of 987 amino acids. The record is from RefSeq and is a predicted model, not a curated record. Gene Ontology annotation, cellular component: nucleus; MCM complex.
AUGGCUGGCUUUGAAGGUGGGCAAGAUUUUGAGGGCAGCACGCUCGGAUGGUAUCUGCCACCAGAGAGAGUUGAGGGCAUGAUGCGAGAAUGCCUUGCUCACGACGGCCGCACUCUUGAGGGUCUGCUUUACUUGUGCAACAUCGGGCAGAGUGGGCCAAUGACUCGUGUCAGAAUGGAGACGGCAGAAAAUCUCUUCGAGAAUGUCGUUACAUUCGAAGAUGCGUCAUCACGCGGUGCCAAACGUCGUCGGUCCAUCACUCCCCCGCCAGGCUCGUCGCCCGUAGGACGACCCGGUCUAGCGCGACGCGACUCCGACUCUUCUCUCCCGCCCUCCUCUCCUCUCGCUCCGUUUUCUGACACGGAUGAUAGCUUGGACGAGCGUGACGCAGUAAGAGACGUAGACGAUGCAGAGGACGACGAGGGCGAGGACCUCUUUAACGAAAAUCUGGACGACGAUUAUGCAACGAACGAGUUACUCGACAGAUACUCGGACUCGGGUCUCAACGACGAGGAAGAUUUUGAGGGCCUGUCUGCGGCGGCGAGGCGCGCUGCAGAGGCACAGAUGGCGAGGCGAGAUCGCCAAGAGCAGAGUGGACGUCGGGGAGGGAGAGCAGCACGGAGGUCACGCAUGCCUAACUUCCUGCAGAGCGACGAUGUGGAGGACGACGACGACGACCGCGGUCUGCUAGCUGGGACCAAAAGGCGAACCAGGAGGCAGUACGAUGAAAGGAAAGAGAUGGACGAUAUGGAUGGCGUCGAAGACGAGAUACCCAUCGAACAACUAAGCGACAUCAAGGCCAAGUCCAUCGUGGAGUGGAUUGCCAACGAACGCGUCCGUCGCUCGAUCAUCCGCCACUUCCGCCAAUUCCUGAUGACAUACGUUGACGAACACGGUGCUUCAGUUUAUGGCCAGCGGAUUCGGAAUCUGGGUGAAAACAACUCGGAGUCUCUUGAAGUAUCCUAUCUGCACCUUGCAUUAUCUAAACCCAUAUUGGCGUAUUUUCUAACGAAUUCGCCCAGUGCCAUGCUCUCGAUCUUUGACGAAGUCGCUCUCAACGCCAUCCUUGUUUACUAUCCAUCUUAUGAGCGCAUUCACUCCGAGGUGCACGUCCGAAUCACGGAUCUCCCCCUUAGCUCUUCACUCCGUGAUCUUCGUCGAUCAAAUUUGAACAAUCUUGUUCGAGUAUCUGGUGUCGUGACCCGGCGAACGGGCGUCUUCCCACAAUUGAAGUACGUGAAAUUUGAUUGUAGGAAGUGCGGGGCAGUCCUUGGGCCAUUCUACCAGGACGCUACGAAGGAGGUCCGGGUCAGCUACUGUCCUAGCUGCGAGGGAAAAGGGCCGUUUACGGUGAACUCAGAGCAGACCGUAUAUCGCAAUUACCAGAAAAUGACCUUGCAAGAAUCGCCGGGUUCGGUGCCCCCAGGUCGUCUACCUAGGCACCGUGAAGUCAUCCUGCUAUGGGAUCUGAUUGACUCUGCCAAGCCAGGCGAGGAGAUUGAAGUGACGGGUAUAUACCGCAAUAAUUUCGACGCAUCGCUCAACUCGAAGAACGGCUUCCCUGUGUUUUCGACGAUCAUCGAGGCGAAUCACAUCAACAAGAAAGAGGACCAGUUCGCCGCGUUCCGUCUGACUGAGGAAGACGAGCGGGAGAUUCGCGCACUCGCGCGAGACGACAGAAUCCGGAAGCGCAUCGUCAAGUCGAUUGCGCCGUCCAUAUAUGGACACGAGGAUAUCAAAACGGCGCUCGCAUUGUCCCUCUUUGGUGGUGUUCCGAAGGAUAUUAACCGCAAGCAUCGUAUCCGCGGCGAUAUCAACGUGCUGCUCCUCGGUGACCCCGGGACGGCAAAGUCCCAGUUCCUGAAGUACGUGGAGAAGACCGCACACCGAUCGGUGUUUGCGACGGGGCAGGGUGCGUCUGCGGUUGGCCUGACGGCGAGCGUGCGCAAGGACCCGGUGACGCGCGAGUGGACGCUUGAGGGCGGGGCGCUGGUGCUCGCGGACAAGGGGACGUGUCUUAUCGACGAGUUUGACAAAAUGAACGACGCCGACCGGACCUCGAUCCACGAGGCGAUGGAGCAGCAGUCGAUCUCGAUCUCCAAGGCGGGGAUUGUGACGACCCUGCAGGCACGCUGCGCCAUCGUCGCCGCGGCGAACCCGAUCCGCGGGCGGUACAACCCGACGAUUCCGUUCCAGCAGAAUGUUGAGCUCACGGAGCCGAUCUUGUCGCGGUUCGACGUGCUGUGCGUGGUGAAGGACACGGUGGACCCCGUCCAGGACGAACUGCUCGCCCGCUUCGUGGUAGGCAGCCAUCUCAGGAGCCAUCCAAAGUUUGAUCAUGAGCGGGACGAGAUCCAGGUGGCGACGUCGCUGGACGCUGACAUUAUCUCGCAAGACCUCCUUCGCAAGUAUAUCAUGUAUGCACGGGAGAAGAUUCGCCCGAAGCUGUAUGAUCUCGACCAGGAGAAGCUUUCGCGGCUCUUCGCGGACCUGCGGCGCGAGUCUCUGGCCACGGGCUCGUACCCGAUCACGGUGCGUCAUUUGGAGAGCAUGAUCCGCAUGUCGGAGGCGAGCGCGAAGAUGGCGCUGCGGGAGUACGUCCGCGCGGACGACAUCGACCUCGCGAUCUCGGUCACUGUGGGCAGCUUUGUCAGUGCGCAGAAGAUGUCCAUCAAGAAGACGCUCGAGCGGGGCUUCCGCAAGUACCUCACGCAGGCGCGCGACCACGAAGAGCUGCUGGCGUUCCUCCUGGGCCACAUCGUGAAGGAGAAGGCGCGGUUUUAUCAGCUGCAGCGCCACCAGCAGCCGGAGGCCAUCUCCGUCAAGGUUGCCGAGCUUGAUGAGCGCGCGAAAGAGCACGAUAUCUUUGAUACGACGCCGUUUUUGCGCUCGAAGCUCUUUGCCGCGAAUGGGUACAAGUUGAGAGACGAUGUGAUUGAGAAGAGUUUCCUCCAUGCGGGGUAG